GUGGAAGUGGGUGGAGCACCGAAGUUUCGCCUCGAGUAUCCGCACACGCACAUAGCAACUUUGUGCUGUCUUUUCUUUUUUCUUUUCUCUCUUUCAGUUGUUAGUUAGCGCUUCAGUGAUGGUGGAGAAGACUUACCUUCGCUACGUGGUCGGUCCACAGGGUGGCGCCGUGGUCAGCAGCGCGGCUCUCGCGAUGGGCGCCGCUGUCGUACCACCUCGCUAUAGCACUGCACAGAACAGCAGUACCAGCAGAAGUUAUAAUGGGGCUCCCCUUCAUGGACGCGUGAACAACGGCAGCAGCAACAACAACCGAAGUCGCCCUGUCGGUCCGUUGGUGUCCGCCGCUGCCGCCGUCGUCUUCGUCCCGUCCUUGGAGGCUGUCCGCGUCUACUCGGUGCGCAGCGGCGAACUGCUGCACACACUAAUUCCGGCGGAGGCGAAGAUGCCGGUGGAAGUGACGACGUUGCACGUUGUCCCGCUGGAGACCUCCUCGACCAGCAGUCACCACCUGCCGCAUGCGGAUCGGAGGAGUACGACGGGCAGCAACAUUAUCACCGACAGUGGCGUUGCCCCUGGCACGCAGGCCUCCUUCCAAACCGGAUGGUGGCUGUUUGUGGGGUACGCCAACGGCUACGUGGCGGCCUUCUCGUGCAGCGCGGCGAACAACUACGGUCUGCCCGUCUGCCGCUUCUACGCGCUGGGUCAUCGCGUGGACACGCAGGUGCUGGCCGUUGCGGUGGACGCCGCCCGUGCCACGCUCUGCUCUGGCGGACAGGACACGGACAUCACGGUGUGGGAUUUGGUGAGUCAGGAGGCGUCCUUCCGCCUGCGGGGGCACCGCGGUGGGGUAGUGGCGCUCUCGGUGGUGCCUUCCAGCGCCGCUGGUGCUGCCCCGGCGGCUGAGUCGUCGAUGCUGAAUACGAGUCGCGGCACGAACGGCGGUGUUGUGUCGCGUGAUCGCACGCUGCUGCUGAGUGGGUCAGCGGAUGGCCUCGUCAAGACGUGGGACCUCACCCUGCGUCAGUGCCUCUACACUGUCAUCGCCUCCGACACGCAGGUCACCGCCAUGGUGGCGGACUCGCAAGGGAGGCGGCUGUAUUGCGGCCUCCGUGAGAACUACCUGAAAGUGUACAACACGGAGCCGCUCCUGCUGGGCGAGGCGGCAGCAGUCAGCGGAGUCAGCAGUAACGCCGUCGCAUCCACGGCGCAGCGGUACGAGGAGGGCGCCAUCGUGGACCACGGCGUGGUGCCGCGCAAGUACCACAAGCCCAUCACCGCCCUCUCCUUCUCGCACGACGGGGCGUACAUAGUCGGCUGUACCAGCCGCACGGUGGAGGUCUUUCGCGUCUUGACCGCGGAGGAUGUGAAGAAGAAGGUGAGCCGCAAGCGCAAGCGACGGCGUGGCCCGGCCGAGGCAGAAGCGGAAGAAGGCGAGGCGGAGGCGCCGCAUGGCAGCAAGAAGAAAACCAACACGUCCACGAAGGACACCGCCGCGGGCGAUGACGAGGCGGAGGUCAGCGACGGCGAAGUCGACGAGGGCGACGCAGCAGCGCAACGGAAAGCCGGCGCAGGACCUCCGGCGCAGGCCACCGCCGCGGAAGAAGUGGUGCUUCUGCGCACCUUCUUCCUGUCUCAGAAAGUCCGCAGCGUGCACUUCAUCCCGCCGGCGGCGCGCGAGCAGCUGAGUGGGGCCGACACGUUGCACAUCGCCGUCAUGUACAACAACAACACGAUGGAGACGUUGACGACGACGCUGACGACGAGCGAGCGGGAGGGGGCUGCAGGGCAGACGCUGACGGACCUGAAGCCGCGGCACACCUUUGAAUGGAAGGGACACCACAGCGACAUCCGUGCCCUCGCCUUCGUCGACACGGACACGGCGCUGCUCUCGAUGAGCAAAGAGAAGGUCAUGAUGUGGUCCGUCGCGGUGAAGGAUGAUCAGCUGGACAGCGACCACCUCGACCACCACGAUUUCUACGACGCGAGGGAGGCGAACGUUGGCCGCGUGGACUUCAAAGGGUCGCUGAACAGCAUCGGCAGCGUCGAGGUGGAGGAGGCGACGUGCAUGUCGGCCAUCUCCUCUCUGCUGUGCUGCGUGGGUCAGCAGGACGGGUCUGUCUUGCUGAUAGACGUUGCCUCCUCCGCGGUGCUGCUGCGUGAGCCGGCGAUACACGUGGGUGGCGUCAAGCACGUUGCACGCAAGCCUGAUCGCGCCGGUUUUGUGACCCUCGGCGCGGAUCGCCGGCUGCUGUUGUGGUCGGUUGGGCUCUCCCAAGAAAAGGCUGCAAAGGCGAACGCAGGAAAGAAGAGCGGCGGAGACGAGGAGGAACAAGCGGAAGAGAAUGCGGUGGGUGCGGCCACCCUUGUCCAGGAGCAGGAGAUCGAACUCACCGAGACGCCGCUCUGCGCCGCCUUCAGCCCUGACGGCCGCUUCUUUGGCGUUGGGCUGCAAAACAACAAUAUCCAGCUCUUCUUUGCGGAUUCAAUGAAGCCCUACCUCUCGCUCUUCGGGCACAAGCUGCCGCCGACCUCGCUGUCCUUCUCGACGGAUGGCACGCUGGUCGCCUCCGUCGGCAUGGACAAGUCCCUGCGCUUCUGGGGCACCGACUUCGGUGACUGCCACCGCGCCAUCCACGCCCACGACGACUACGUCACCCACGUCGAGUUCCUCGAGGACACCCACUACGUCUUCACCGUGUCGAUGGACGGCGCGGUGAAGCAGUGGGACGGCGACAACUGGACGAUGAUUCAGCUCUUCCGGCAGCAUCAGCGCGGCGUCUGGGCGGUGGCGGCCACCGCCAACGGCACGUGCAUCGCCACCGCCGGCGUUGACCGCUGCGUGCGGUGCUUCCUGCGCACACAAGACAUCGUUUUCCCGCAGGAGGAGGAGGAGCGCAUGGCGCAGGAGGCGAUGGACGAGGAGGCGGCGAAGCGGGCUGCCCUGCAGAAGCUGGACAGCGCGGACAGCACCAACGGAGGAGCCGAGGUCGGCAUCGCAGGUCAGCAGACCGCCUCCACCGCCGAGGCGGCAGAGCGCCUGAUGGAGGCGCUCGACAUUGUCAGCGUGGAACAGCAGCGCCUGCAGCACAACGACGAGGCCACGCCGCGGCACCCGAUGCUGUUGAACCUGUCCAUCUGGGAGUAUUUGUGGUCGGUGAUCGAGACGAUUCGCCCGAGUGAACUCCGCUACACGCUGCUCUCGCUGACCAGCGUCCACGUCGAUGCCCUCCUGACGGCGCUGGAGUCGAUGCUGACGGAGAAGGCGGUGCUGAACUACGAGACGGCCUCGAAGAUGGUCUUGGCGCUUGUCCUGAUGCCGGCGGAGUCGGGCGCGACGCAGGGCCUGCGAGCGGCUGCCAUUCGCGGGGAGGUGUCGGAGGUGCGGGGGGCUCGCCGUCUGGCCACGCUCCGUCGCCGCAUCGCGGAAGGGCUCGACGAGAGCGUGAGCCGCAUGGACUACAGCGUGGCCGGCCUGCACAUGGUCCGUCAGCACCUGGAGGACGCGGAGAAGGUGAAGUUCUUUGACCGCAGCAAGGCGCAGGGCUACAAGCGCAAGUACCACAGCCGCGCCUUGCCGGGCGCCGACGGAGCUGCGAAGUAA
This is a messenger RNA of Leptomonas pyrrhocoris, 3601 nucleotides long. RefSeq lists its product as hypothetical. The coding region runs from base 119 to 3601 and encodes 1160 amino acids. Lineage: Eukaryota; Euglenozoa; Kinetoplastea; Trypanosomatida; Trypanosomatidae. Gene Ontology annotation, biological process: maturation of SSU-rRNA. The record is from RefSeq and is a predicted model, not a curated record. Gene Ontology annotation, cellular component: small-subunit processome; Pwp2p-containing subcomplex of 90S preribosome. Gene Ontology annotation, molecular function: protein binding; snoRNA binding. The transcript has a single exon.